AUGUGCUGCUGUGGAAACCAAGGAUACGUAAAAACACGGAAUAAGUGAGGACGUCCGGCUUCGAGACAGACGAGUUAUUGCGUGUCUGUACUUUGUGCUUUAGUUUCUUCUUCAGUCGCGGUUUUCCGCCCUGGCCCCGCGGGCGGUGCCGAAUGUGCGGCGGCGAAGCGCCAGGCCGGUAAACAGCGCCCGGCUGAGGCGAUGGCGGCGGGCGGGCUGGCGGGGCUCCUGCCCGCCCAGACACAGCUCGAGUACGCGCUGCUCGACGCCGACACUGCCCAGGAGAAGGAGAACCUGGUCUACCAGUACCUGAAGAAAAUGGACAGCCGCGAGCGGGACCUGGCGGUGCCCGAGCUCGGCGGAGAUCUGCAAUGGUUAAACACUGAAGGUCCUAUUUCUCUUCACAAAGACCUUUGUGGAAAAGUUGUGGUGUUGGAUUUCUUCACUUACUGCUGCAUCAAUUGCUUGCACCUGCUGCCUGACCUCCAUGCCUUAGAGCACCAGUACUCUGAUAAAGAUGGUCUUGUUAUCGUUGGUGUCCAUUCAGCGAAAUUCCCAAAUGAAAAAGUUCUGGAUAACAUUAAAAGUGCUGUUCUGAGAUACAAUAUUGUCCACCCUGUAGUAAAUGAUGCAGAUGCAACACUGUGGCACGAGCUGGAAGUGUCCUGCUGGCCAACUCUGGUCAUUCUUGGGCCUCGUGGAAAUAUGCUGUUUUCUCUUGUUGGGGAGGGACACAGAGAGAAAUUGUUUUUAUUUACUUCUAUAACACUGAAAUUCUACAAGGAAAGAGGACAAAUCAAAGAUAACAGCAUUGGAAUAAAGCUGUACAGAGACUCCCUUCCACCUUCUCCUCUGCUGUUUCCUGGCAAAGUGACUGUAGAUGAUUCAGGAGGAAGGUUGGUCAUAGCAGACACUGGGCAUCACAGGAUUUUGGUUACUCGUAAAAAUGGACAAAUUCUACACACUAUUGGAGGUCCAAACAGUGGAAGGAGAGAUGGGGGAUUUUCAGAGGCAGCUUUCAACUCACCACAAGGAAUCGCUAUAAAAAAUAAUGUUAUUUAUGUGGCUGAUACAGAAAAUCACCUAAUUAGAAAGAUUGACCUGGAGUUGCAGGUGGUGACCACUGUAGCAGGCAUUGGGGUACAAGGUGUUGAUAAGGAAGGUGGAGCAAAAGGAGAAGAGCAGCCCAUCAGCUCUCCGUGGGAUGUGGUCUUUGGAAGUUCAAUUUCAGGGACGCAGGAAGAUGAUGUGUUGUGGAUAGCAAUGGCAGGCAUUCACCAGAUAUGGGCACUGAUGUUGGAAGGUGGAAAACUACCAAAGGGAAGUGACUUAAAGAAAGGAGUCUGCCUUCGCUUUGCUGGGAGUGGGAACGAGGAGAACAGGAACAAUGCUUACCCACACAAGGCAGGGUUUGCCCAGCCCUCGGGGCUCGCCCUGGCCCCAGAGGAGCCCUGGAGCUGCCUGUUCGUGGCCGACAGCGAGAGCAGCACCGUGAGAACCAUCUCGCUCAAGGACGGGGCGGUGAAGCACCUUGUAGGAGGAGAGAGAGACCCAUUGAAUUUGUUUGCUUUUGGUGAUGUGGAUGGAGCAGGAAUAAAUGCAAAGCUGCAGCAUCCCUUGGGAGUAACAUGGGACAAGAAAAGACAGCUGCUUUAUGUGGCAGAUUCCUAUAAUCAUAAGAUUAAGGUUGUGGAUCCCAAGAUGAAGAACUGUGCUACCCUGGCAGGCACAGGAGAAGCAGGCAGUGUUGUUGGUUCCAGCUUUACCCAGUCAGCUUUCAAUGAACCAGGAGGUUUGUGUGUUGAAGAAAACGGCCACCUCAUGUAUGUUGCAGACACAAAUAACCAUCAGAUUAAAGUGCUGGAUUUGGAAACAAAAAUUCUUUCCAUGUUGCCUAUCCUGAAGCCAGAAGCAUGUGAUGUUCCAGAUAACCUGCCUGUGCAAAAGGAUAAAAUAGCAAACCUGCCAAGACUGCCUAAAUCUGCACCAAAUAUUGAACUUCCUUCACUAACUGUAGCUCCUGGCCAGACAAUUCAGUUUUUAUUAAAGUUGACUCUUCCUCUGGAUUCCAAACUGAACGAGGAAGCUCCCAGUGCCUGGUUUAUCACAGCAGAAGAUAACACCUGGUUGCUGCAAGGACAAUGUCUGACAGGAGAAAUAAAGGAUGUUUCCUGUCAAACUGUCAUUCCCUUUCAGUUGCCUGGGAGCUGUGUGUCAGCUGAAGCCACCCUGGCCAUCAAAGCGUGCCUCUACUACUGCAGCAAAGGUAGCAGUGCCUGUAUGAUGGCAGGAGUCUCCUUCAGCCAGCCCUUGCAGGUCACUGGCACAGACCAAGGCAGCUCAGCCCAAGUGGAACUGAUACACACCUUUGUAACCAACUAACACAAAGCCAGCUGAUUUCACACUUUAUUUUGCUAUCCAACAUUUCUGUGGGAGAAAGUACAAAUAGAUGACUUGGCUCUGUUUUUCCUGGAGCUUAUGACAAAGCUAAGAAAUAAUUUGCUUGGUAAAAUGAAGUAGUUUUUCUUACAGCUUAACAGGAAAAUUUAUCAUCACAACCUCAUUUCUUUACAUUACAGUAGCAGCAAUAACUUUGUAAUACUGCAGACUCUUGUUGCCAAUUGUGAACACACUGGAUGUCUGCCAGUCUUAAGAAGUGAGCAACAAUUUUUAGAGUCCAUUUGAAAGAGCUGGUGUUACUUUGUGAUGUUACUGUAAGAUCUUUGCACUGUAGAGUAGAUCAUUUUGGACUAACACUUCAAAAUUCCUUUUAUGCUCUUAUUGCAUUUUAAUAGAAUGUCAAAAGGAAGUUCUUUCUCCACUCUAUAGAAAAAGUAUUUUGCUUAUUCUUCUGUGAUGACACUUAUGACAUGUGUUUUUUGAAAAUAAACCUUAAACUAGGUGCAGCUCUUGUUUUAUGCAAACUGAGCAUUUUGCUUUAACUCAACAUCACCGCCUUACCUGAAGAACAAAGGUUCAUGGGAAAUUUCUGUGCAAGGAAGCGUUCAAGCUCCUGCAGAAGAAUUUCAUGCUGAUUUUUAACAAAGAAUGUGCCUCACUGCAAUGUGUAUAUGUAUAUAAAAUAACCACCACAAAGCCAUGCUGGCGCUUUUCUGAUACAUACCAAUUUACAUUUUAUAGAAAGUGGUAGGUAAUGGUUGAAUAUCUACACUGCAAAAAUUAAAUGUCAUCCAUUUCAAACAGAGUGAUUCACUCCCAUUUUUAUGAUUUCUCUGCAAAGACUGUUCUGAAGACUUUGCAUAUACGUAAUAUUGUGAAGAAUAUUACACUCUUGAAGUCUGAUUCAGAGUCUUUUGAAGUCACUGUUAGUCCAUGGAUUUGUUAUAGUGGCCACUGAACCAGAAUACUUGAUAAUGGAUUAUUUACAUUCAUGUUUAGAGCCUCUGAUCUUCUGCUAGAAAACUGGUAACCUUAUCUCUGAGUAAAAUGCUUUAAAAUUCUAUUGCAAAACUCUGCCCUUGGUGGUUAAAUGUUUUGCAAAUGAAAUUCCCUCAAUUUGCCAUAGUAAGAAGGGGCAGGGUGAUAGUGGUGGUGCAAGUUCAUUUACCUGAGCUGCAAGAGUUUCCAUCAUGCUUAAGUAAUUGGUAAGGCCCUGUGCUCUGGUCAUGGUGAUCAGUUCUGAGAAGAUGAUUUUGUUUUAAGUUGAAAGAUAGUCACACAUACCAUAAAGUGCAGUAGUGAAAGAGUUUUUUUAUAUAGUCUUUUCUAAAACAAUUACUCCUGACACCUGUCAGUAAAUCCCCACUAUCAGUUGUUGUUGCUUUUUCUUACUUAAAGACUGACUGAAAUGUUGGUCAUGAACCCAAGAGGCUUUUGUUUUAAGGGAGUGGUGUGGUUCUUCCUUCCAUUGAAAUGCCAGUCUAUCUGAGAGUUCUUUGUGGCACCAGAAAUGGUUGUUAUCUCACCUGUCAGCAAAGCAAGAGCUGAAAUGUUAUUAUUCUUAUGUUUGGUUUUUAAGCAAGUUUCCUAAUUCACUGUUUCAGCUCCUUUGGGUAAGCCUCUCCAUUCUCACAUGCCAUUUUGAAGGGAGAAAAAGCUUUGAUACUUUGUUCACAGAUAGCAAAUGCUGUUGGAAGGUUGAAGAUAAAGGAACUGAUUUGGGCAUUUAUUAUUUUUUACACUUUAGUAAAACUUAGUUUUCCACAAUUCCUUGUUUGUCUGUUUACCUUUGGAUAGUAGCCAGGAAACCUUCAAUCAGCUUCAGAUAGCCUGCAGAUUUUCUGCUGCUCUCUAGAAAAAACAAGCAUUAGGUUCAGAAGUUGAGAAUAAUGAACCAAACCGUCACAGUUACCUUGAACGUGUAAUUCAUCAGAUGGAUCUUUUUUCUCUCAUUUUGUCCCAUCAUAGAAUGGUUUGGGUGGGAAGAUGAGAGAUCAUCUUGUCCCAACCCCUUGCCAUGGACAGGGACACCUUCCACUGGAGCAGGUUCCUCAGAGCUACACCCAGCCUGAUUGUGAACAAUUUCAGGGAUCUGGCAUCCCAGCUUCACUGGGCAGCCUGUGACAGUGUCUGACCACUCUCACAGGAAAGAAUUCCUUCCCAAUAAAAUAAAUAAUAAAUCUGCCUUCUUUCAGUCUGAAGCCAUUCCCCCUGGUCCUAUCCCUGCAUGCCCUUGUCAAAAGUCUCUGUCCAGCUCUUGCAGCUCCUUCAGGUACUGGAAGGUGCUAGAAGGUGUCUCCAGUCUUCUCCAGGCUGAACAACCCCAGCUCAGAUUUUCAGGUAGAAUGACAUUAUGUUGUACUAUUUCAAUUAGAUCACUUUAUCAACUGCCUGUACUCCAAUAUUAAAAGAAAAAAAAAACAACCCCAAAAGUGUUCACUGUGAUUGGCCUUUAAUCAUAAAGUUUUGUUUGUCCAAGGGAUAAGGAUACACAUUCCCAGAGUCACUGCUUCUGUUUCACUUGUAGUGUACAGAUAUUCAAAUGUUCUGUGAUUAGAAAAACACAGAUUUUCUUACAGCUUAUGAUAUUUAGGUAUACUAUUUCCAUUUCUUCCUCCAGGGUUUACAAGCUGCUCUUACAGUUAAUAACAAGUGCCAUAAAUUUCACCAGACAGUCAAACUGAAUAGCAUAUACAAGCUACAAGAAAUUUAUUUAAUUACUAGAAAGUAUCUUCCAAAUAUGAUGCAGAAAAAUGGGAAAUGUUACUUUUCUGUAAAAAAGAGUCAGAUAUAUUGAUGCUACCUCUUUGUAUGGGAACUAAAUUUUUUGAUGUUCCCUGAUAUAAAAAUUCUAAGCAGGUUGGAAUGGCUCAGAACUCCCAGAUUUGUUUCUCACAGUAAAAGUUUGUAAAUCAAGGUCUUUUCCAAACAUGGCUUUCUAGUGGCUUUAAUAAGUUUUGCAGCAGACCUUAAAAGACUAUAGCAAGUCUCUAAAGAGUAUUGGUCGUGGUUGAUUUGUAUAAUGGACACAAGUUCGGUGGAAUUUUAAGUUUUUAGUUGUAGUGUUUGCAUCUCUGGGACAGCUUUUGGUUUUGAAUGGAUGUAUUAAUAGUUCCAUGAGAUGUUUUUAGUAAUUUUAUUCAAUUGCAGUAUAGUAUUUUUUGUUAGAAUAGAAAAAAGAUAAAGUGGCUUCAAAGAGGGAGGAUAAUUUGUUUUAAUAGCUCCUUCAUGUUGUUUGAAUUCAGUAAUAUCUUUGUGUAGUUUGGCCCCUUCUGUUGAAGGAAGGGUGGGGAUGAUGACUGUGUAAAUCUCUUGGUGGGCACAUAUUUUAUGCAUAUAUUUUUGGUUGAUUUCUUUUUGUGUUAGAUUCUUACAUAAUUUUUAGCUUUCCUAUUGGAUGCAGUUCUUCACAGUUUGUGUUUGGGGUCUCAUAUCUUCCACCUGUAGAGCAUUAUAAUGUUUGUGUAAUGCUGUGGUAGUGUGGUACCAAGCAAGAGAAAGUAGUUUUAUAGCAUCAGGUAAAUGCCUUAGAAAAAGUGCAUAUGGCUUCCAAUAUAUUGUGUAUGUUCUUAAUGCACUGAUUUUAUUUCAGUAGGAAAAUAUUGUAGCUGAAACCAUGGCUAAAACUGUUUUGUUGAGAGAACAUCAAGAAAAGUAUAUUCUUUACCUCUUGCUCAGAGGAAGGGGAUGAUGAAAAUGAAGAGACUUUCCUUCUAAUGUAGGACCAUGUCCUUCUGUUCCUUUAAUUAUUGACUAUUUAUUUUAGCAAAGCUAGAGGCAUUAUUGACCACAAAUUGUCUUGAAUUUUAUUCCUAACAAGGUUUUCUAUGUACAUGGAAGCUUUAAAUGUUUGACUUUGUAGUUAUGAGUGAUAUAUCUUGUUUGAAAUGGUUUUAGUUUAGCAGACAAUAGCAGAGAUUUAUGUACAUUCUUAAGAUUUGUAAUUUUUUAAAUCACUGGUAUUCAUUGACUCAAAGACACUUUGAGGCUACACUCUCACAGAAGUGUGAACUCAAAAUUAAGUUUUCUUUGUUGUAGAAUGUGUGAGAUGGGCUGUGACACGUUGUGUUCUCCAGGCUGCAGUUGUGCUACCUAAGGAGAAUUUUCCACACACCUCAGUCACCCCCAGUAAUUCUCCACUGAAAUCUGCCAGGUCACUUGCUCAUAUAAUCAAUUAAUAUUACUGAUUUAGGUUAGCAAACAUUUAGCAUUCAGAGUUUAUCAUUACAAUUUUCACUGAAGUUGGUUUGUCAGGGAUUAAAGGAGCUUCUCUGUCCCAAGCAAACAAAGUAUAGGAAUGAUGACAAGUAAUUGGAGAUAAUUUUUGAAAAUGUGAGACCUGGUUAUUUUUUAAUUAAAUCACAGCAUCUGUUUUUGCAUUCAACAAGAGAUCAUUAAUUUAGAAACAAUACUAUAAUAUUCUAGAAUAUACUAAUAUUUUACAUUCCAUUAUGUUCAUGUAACCAAAUUUGACUACUGUCUUCCAUUAGAAGCAGCAGAUCUAUAUUUUAUAGUUUUUGUACUCUUAUAGAUAAAGUCACUACUCUCAUUUAGGAUUAGGAUUCAUUCCUGUUCAGGACUCAUCACACCUAUGACUGAGUUUCCAAGUUUAUCUUAGUUUCUUUGUCAUACAAUUUUGGGAGGUUUUGGUUAGGAUUUUGGGUCUGUCCGUUCCUCCUGUAGUUUCCACAGUGAAAUGCAGCCCGUGUCAUGUUACCAUGGAGGGAUCCAAGUAGGAAGGAUAAUUCCCUCCACCAGCUCCAUGCCCCUCCCCUGCUUCAGGGAUGGGGAUGUAAACAGCAAGUGAUUCUAGACAGCAUUAGAGUAAGAUGUCCUCAGGUCAAGCUUUGCACUG
Messenger RNA from Passer montanus (Eurasian tree sparrow), 7255 nucleotides. RefSeq names its product NHL repeat containing 2 (gene NHLRC2). Gene Ontology annotation, molecular function: protein binding. The record is from RefSeq and is a predicted model, not a curated record. The transcript is spliced from 11 exons. Lineage: Eukaryota; Metazoa; Chordata; Aves; Passeriformes; Passeridae. The coding region runs from base 202 to 2382 and encodes 726 amino acids.